Molecule: messenger RNA, 678 nt
Organism: Penicillium soppii
Lineage: Eukaryota; Fungi; Ascomycota; Eurotiomycetes; Eurotiales; Aspergillaceae
Product: GNAT family N-acetyltransferase
Exons: 2
Coding region: 1-678 (225 amino acids)
Molecular function (GO): acyltransferase activity, transferring groups other than amino-acyl groups
Source: RefSeq, a predicted model, not a curated record
AUGGGCUUUGUUGUUCUCCCAGCUACCCUCCCUGAAAUUCGUGCCAUUUACGAUGUCUGGUUUGCCGCCUUCAAAGGCCAAUUGAUCCUCGACCUGAUCUACCCCGAAACCGAAUUGCAUGACGAGCAAUUCCGUAAAACUCAUGCCGAAGGGACUCUCGAAUAUUGGAAAGGUUUGAGCAUGGAGCACACCUUUCAAUGUAUUGACACCGACACUGGAAACAUCGCCGGAAUGGCAACAUGGCAAGUCUACUGGCGCGAAAGAACAGACGAAGAGCGUCAAAAGCCAUGGAUUGGAUGGCUGGAGGGAGACCAAAGAGCCCGCGCAGAGGGAUUUUUGGAACAACUUUGGGAGAAGAAAGAAAAGUUCCUUGGGGCGAAGAAGCAUGUGUAUUGUCACACACUGGCAGUUCACCCGAAUUACCAAGGCCAAGGUGUCGGAGGGCAGCUUAUGAAAUGGGGAAUGGACGUUGCUGAGCAAUUGAAUUUGCCUAUCUAUCUCGAAUCUACAGUGGAGGGUGUUCCUUUAUACAAAAGGCUGGGGUUCAAGACCUUAUCUGAUAGUAUUGUGUUCAAGCCUGAGAUUACUAGGGUUGAAAGAGAGGUCAAGGCACCAUUGAUGGUCAAAAUGCCUAAAGCUGCAGGAAAUACGACAUUCGAGGAAUGGGCGGCUAACUAA